Molecule: messenger RNA, 1657 nt
Organism: Paramecium sonneborni
Lineage: Eukaryota; Ciliophora; Oligohymenophorea; Peniculida; Parameciidae
Source: the annotation of a GenBank genome assembly
UAAUUAUAAUAAAUAAUGUUAGUGUAGUUUAAAAUGAAUUGUUUGCGCAAACAUCUAUUAAAGAGCAAAACAUACUAUUUGCAAGUUCUUUAAGAUCAAAUGAUUUUAUCAGAAGUAAAUCUUUAAGUAAAUUUGGUAGCACAAGACUAUGCAAAAUCCAAAAUAUGUAGUCCAAUUUAAGUUUGAGUCACGUGUAAUGUGGAAGAAAUCGGAACAUGAGUAGCUUUGUUGUUUUGGUAUACUCUACAAGAAACGAAUAAAAUGGUUCUGGGGAGACCAUACAGAAUUAAACAAUCUGAAAAUGUACCUCUCCAAUAGAGUAUUUUUUGGCAACAUAUCGAUUUUCUAUGAAUCUACUCAGAUUAUUGGUUCUGGUGCAUCCUCCAAGGUAAUUCUGCUUUCCCUCACUCUCAGGUGUGUCUCGUGAAGCGGAACACUGAUGUUUUGUUCUAUGCAGCUAAAUGUAUCUCAAAGAAGUAUCUCACUGGUAAGAAAUCCAAUGAUCGUAUUGUAUUUACAUCUAAAUAUUUGUUUAGGUUAGAUUACAAUCUGAGAUUGAAAUUUUAUAAAAGAUUGACCAUCCAAUAUUUGUCAAAUUACUGGAAAUUUAUGAAGGAGACAAUUCUUAUUAUCUUAUAACUGAUUAUUAUGAAGGUGAUACGCUUUACAAUUUUAUUAGAAGUAUUCAAGCUGAUACUCUACCAAGUUACAUAGUAAGGGAUGGAAUUAAAGUUAUACUUAAUAGUUUAUAUUAUUUUAGACCUUAUUGCUUGGUCUUCAAUAUUUGGAGUCUUUGGGUUUGAUACAUCGAGAUAUUAAGCUUGAAAAUAUUUUACUUGCAAAACAAAAUGAGAUAAAAUCAUUAAAGAUAAUAGAUUUUGGAUUAGCAAUAUAUGAAAAUACAUAUACAAAAUUAUCUGUAUGUGGAACACCAGGAUAUAUUGCACCUGAAAUAUUGCAAGUUGAAAAUAAAUCAAAUGAAUAGUAUUUUACAACAAAAUGCGAUAUUUUUAGUGCAGGAGUUAUAUUUUAUAAAUUGUAAUAAUUAGUAUACUUACUGAAUAGGUUGACAAAAAGAACAUUAUUUCGUGCUGAUAAUACUGGUGAAAUAAUGAAAGCAAAUACUAAAUGUGAUAUUCAUUUAAAUGAAUUAGAAUAAACUGUUUAAAAAGAAGCUCUUAGUCUAUUAAAAUCUAUGUUAGAACCAAAUCCAAAUAAUAGACCAACAGCUUCUUAAUGUUUAGAUCAUCCAUAUUUCAGUUGUUAAUUAGAAGAUAUAAGAAUAAUAUAGGAAAUACUUGAUAAAGUAACAGGUUGUUCAGGAUUCACAAGUAUUGAUAUUUAUAAAUUGAUUAUUUUAGAAGAACAUAAUGAAAGUAAUUCAGUUCCUAAUGAGAGUUAAGCUGCAUAAAUUAAGAGAUGUCCACCUACAUAAUAUCGUGUUAGAAUAGAAUAAAGAAAAAGAACUAGAAGUCCUAGGAAAUAUGCAGAUUAUCAAUUUUAUUAUCCUUCUUUUUGUAUGAUGAAUUCUUUUGAAAGUGAAGGAGGGAAUUCUUCAAAUUCAAGUAAAUCUUCAAGAAUAGAGAAUAUUAUAAUAAAAGAGAAGGAAAGUGAAAAAGAUUCAGUAAUAGAAGAAAACAAUAAAUAAAUAUAGUGA